ACCACCCAGUCCCUGGCGGCGAUGAGACAGAGCGGCGCCUCCCAGCCCCUGCUGAUCAACAUGUACCUGCCAGAUCCCGUCGGAGACGGUCUCUUCAAGGAAGGAAAGAGCCCCGGUUGGGGGCCGCUGAGCCCGGCUGUACAGAAAGGCAGCGGGCAGAUCCAGCUGUGGCAGUUUCUGCUGGAGCUCCUGGCGGACCGCGCCAACGCCGGCUGCAUCGCGUGGGAGGGCGGCCACGGCGAGUUCAAGCUCACAGACCCAGACGAGGUGGCGCGGCGCUGGGGCGAGCGCAAGAGCAAGCCCAACAUGAACUAUGACAAGCUGAGCCGUGCGCUGCGCUACUACUACGACAAGAACAUCAUGAGCAAGGUGCACGGCAAGCGCUACGCCUACCGCUUCGACUUCCAGGGUCUGGCCCAGGCCUGCCAGCCGCCUCCGGCGCACGCCCACGCCGCCGCUGCGGCCGCCGCUGCCGCUGCCGCCGCCCAGGACGGCGCGCUCUACAAGCUGCCUGCAGGCCUCGCCCCGCUGCCCUUCCCGGGCCUCUCCAAACUCAACCUUAUGGCCGCCUCGGCCGGCGUCGCGCCCGCGGGCUUCUCCUACUGGCCGGGCCCGGGCCCCGCCGCCACCGCCGCCGCCGCCACCGCAGCCCUCUACCCCAGCCCCGGCUUGCAGCCCCCGCCCGGGCCCUUCGGCGCGGUGGCCGCCGCCUCGCACUUGGGGGGCCACUACCACUAGACGGGGCGGCCCUGUGCCGCGCGACCUCUCCCGGGCGCCCAGAGCCUCGCUCGGUCCCAUCCACACCCGGGAAAGGGGCCGGGAGCCUCCCCGACCGUUCCUGUGAUCUUAGAUUUUCCUCCGUCGCAGCACCCAGCCCCUGGGGGAAGGGACCUGAAGCCUCCUCUGUCUUCUUUUAACUUUAUAUUUGCCACCGCCUCCCGCCACCUCGUCGUACCCGCCCCCACCCCGGCUUUCUUUAACUUCCAUCUUCAUGGCCCCAGAGCCCUCAAGGGGGUUGCGGGACCUCCCGUGUCUUUUUCUGCCCUCCACCUGUACUUCUGCCUGGCUCCUGGAAGCCCCUUCCGUUCUGACCUCUCUUUUUCGAAUUCCAAGUCUUUUCUCGUUUUUUUUCUUUCUCCCACCGAGCGCCCCGUCCUAGAGUGAUAGCGGCCUCACACAGCCCACCUGCUCCUUGACCUCCGGGACUUCACCGGGUUUGGUGAGGCUCCCUGGCCCUGGGACUCAUCUAGGUAGCUUCCGCCCCCCCCCUUCCUCUCUCUCUCUCUCUCUCUCUCCCCCUCUCUCUGGAUGGCCUGGUGUGUUUCUAUUCCCUUCCAGAACCAUUAAA
Mustela erminea (ermine) is the source of this 1348-nucleotide messenger RNA. It is a transcript of the gene FEV, whose product is annotated as FEV transcription factor, ETS family member. The coding region runs from base 22 to 738 and encodes 238 amino acids. Gene Ontology annotation, cellular component: nucleus. The record is from RefSeq and is a predicted model, not a curated record. The transcript is spliced from 3 exons. Gene Ontology annotation, biological process: cell differentiation; regulation of transcription by RNA polymerase II. Gene Ontology annotation, molecular function: DNA-binding transcription factor activity, RNA polymerase II-specific; sequence-specific DNA binding. Lineage: Eukaryota; Metazoa; Chordata; Mammalia; Carnivora; Mustelidae.